CACUUGCUUGAAGCUCUCCGUGCGUGUGUGGUUUGUGUGUGUGUGAGUGCAUGGUGUUGUCCCUGCCGUCUGCCGUGCUCCCACAACCAUGUCUAAGAAAUUAAAUCUGUUCGACGAUAAUUCGGACGACGAUGGCGAAGAAGCAAGUCUCUCAAUUAAUAAGGGCUACGCUAAACGCUACGAGGAAUGGCGGGAGGCCGAGGUGAAGCGAACUCUGGAGAAUAAACUUGCUAGCGGGCAUUAUGAUGAUGCUGACGAGUCGUCUUCAGAGGAGGGCGAACCUGAUCCAGAUCCAGAGGAGCUGAAUCAGGUACUGUCAAAAGACUUUUUUGAAUUAAUAUCGGGCCUUAAGAGUAAGGAUCCUAAAAUAUACAACCCAAAUGUUGAAUUCUUUAAAAAAGAGAAAGAAGCUCAAUCAAGCUCUGCUGGAAAGGCAACUAAGAAGCAACCAAAGGAGAAGCCCUUGUAUCUACGAGACUAUGAGCGCAAAAUUAUAACCGAAAGGCAGGGUGAACUGAGCGAUGAAAGUGACACAGACAUUAAAGAAGACCCAAGGUCCCAAAGUCCAACAUAUGUGGAAGAGCAACGUCAGCUGAAAGAAAGUUUUAAGAAAGCUCUCAAUGAUGAUGAUGAGAGUGGUGAUGAGGGUGGACUUCUGAAAAAGAAAGAAAAAACCAAAGCAGAACAAAAAAAAGAAGAGGAGGAUUACAUAGAGUGGCUGAAAGGAAACAAAGCAUCUCUACCCGAUAAGGAAACUGAAGAAUCUUUGAAAGGAUUAAAAAAUAUAUGGAAUGAUCCCAAUCUUGACGAAGGAGAAAAGUUUCUCAGAGACUAUGUUCUUAACAAAAGGUAUCUUGAGGCUGAUGACGAACCUGUUGAUGAUGGCAAUGUGACUGAUGAUGACUAUCAAGAUAAAUACAUGGAUAGUUUUGAACAUAAAUAUAACUUCCGCUAUGAAGAACCAGACAGAGAAUUUCUCAAGAGAUACCCCCGCACAAUGGAGCAAUCGGUACGUCAUCGGGAUACCAAGCGAAAAGAGAAGCGUGAUGCGUUAAAGAAGAGGAAAGAAGAGGAGAAACUGGUCAAGCGUGAAGAACUUAAAUUGCUCAAGUCCUUAAAACGGAAAGAAAUUAUGCAAAAGAUUGAACACAUUAAGCAAAUUACAGGAAAUGAUGAGCUGGGUCUAGAUGCUGAUGAAUUGGAGGAAGAAUUUGAUCCUGAGGCACACGAUAGAAAAAUGAAAGAAUUAUUUAAUGAUGAUUAUUAUAAGGAUGAGGAUGCUGCUGAGGAUGAGGAAGGGCUGCACUUGCCUCCACUUGAAGAAGAGCUGCUGGAUGAUGAAGACGUCCCUGAUGGUAAUUGGGACAACUGGGACACCACUGAGAAUAAUGAUGCCUCUGCUGCCUCUCAAGGGGAGGGAUAUGUUCCUCAUUGUGAAGAUCCAGAUUUCAAUAUGGAUUGUGACUAUGAUCCUGCUACAGCUGCCACAGCCAAGGCUCAGAAGGAAUCGAAACGCAUGUCAGCACGAGAAAAGAGGAAGUUGAAAAGACAGUCACGGUUUGGAAGGCUUGUUCAUAAAGAGAAGCCUGUGUUUGAUCCCAAAGACAAAACAUUCCAGCAAUAUGUGGAUGAAUAUUAUGGCAUGGAUUAUGAGGAUUUAAUUGGUGAUAUGCCCUGCCGAUUCAAGUACAAAAGUGUUUUCCCCAAUAGCUAUGGUUUAACCAUUGAUGAGAUUCUAGCAGCAGAUGACAAAGAACUUAACCAGUGGGUGUCCAUAAAGAAGGCCUAUACAAUUCGACCUGAGAGUACAGAGAGAUAUGAAGCCAAGGUUUAUGCUGAAAAAGCCCGAAAUGAGGAGCUGAAGAGAAAAAUUUUACCUAGUCUAUACAAGCAUGAGACUGAACAUGUGAAUGAAAAUGAUGAAAAGGACAAAAAGAAGAAGAAGAAAAAGAAACAUAAUAAAGAUAAAAGCAAAAAUGCAGAUGGUACUUUAGUGGAAGAUGCCAUUGAAACUGAUGAUCAGACAACAUUGCAAGCUGAGGGUAGUAGUAAAAAGAAGAAAAAGAAACAGCAGCCUAUGACUGAUAAAGAUGAAAGCACAGUUGGUGCUCUAGCUGGAGAUGCCAAUGAAACUGUAGACCUCCACCCUUUCACAUCCCAAGCUCAGGAUAGUGGUAAAAAGAAGAAAAAGAAACAGCAGCUUAUCACUGGUGAAGACGGAAGUACAGUUGGUGAUCAAGCUGGAGAUACCAACAAAACUGUUGACCUUCACCCAUUCACAUCGCAAGCUCAGGAAAUAAAAAGCAGUAAAAAGAAGAAAAAGAAACAUCAGCUCAUUACUAAUGAAGAAGGAAGUACAGGAGUUGCUCUAGAGGGAGAUACAAGCAUUAGUAAAAAGAAGAAGAAGAAAGAAUUUAACAAGAUUGAAACAGCUACUGCCCAAGGUGUUAACAAUGAGACCACAAGCAACAAAAUGAAACGUAAACAUUCAGACAGUGGAGUUCAGCAUCAGAAUGGUGUCAAGAAAGCCAAAACCAGUUUUAGUCAAAGAGGUGGUGGUGGUAAAAAGAAUUGGAAGGGCAAUGCGAAACAGGAACAGAACAUUUCUGAUUCACGUCUAAAAGCUUAUGGACUGAAUCCAAGAAGAUUCAAAAACUUCCAGAAAUAUGGGCCUGAAAAGUGAAAAUGUUAGACCUCCUACCUAUGUAUAUUAUUGAAUUAAAAUGCUGUGACACUA
This is a messenger RNA of Thrips palmi, 2737 nucleotides long. RefSeq names its product protein KRI1 homolog. Gene Ontology annotation, biological process: endonucleolytic cleavage in ITS1 to separate SSU-rRNA from 5.8S rRNA and LSU-rRNA from tricistronic rRNA transcript (SSU-rRNA, 5.8S rRNA, LSU-rRNA). Gene Ontology annotation, cellular component: nucleolus; 90S preribosome. The transcript has 12 exons. Lineage: Eukaryota; Metazoa; Arthropoda; Insecta; Thysanoptera; Thripidae. The record is from RefSeq and is a predicted model, not a curated record. Bases 89 to 2683 code for a protein of 864 amino acids.